Messenger RNA from Syngnathoides biaculeatus (alligator pipefish), 3483 nucleotides. RefSeq names its product chromobox protein homolog 2-like. The record is from RefSeq and is a predicted model, not a curated record. The transcript has 6 exons. Gene Ontology annotation, biological process: negative regulation of transcription by RNA polymerase II. Bases 261 to 2051 code for a protein of 596 amino acids. Gene Ontology annotation, cellular component: PRC1 complex; heterochromatin. NCBI's taxonomy places the organism in Eukaryota, Metazoa, Chordata, Actinopteri, Syngnathiformes, Syngnathidae.
GAAUUCCACCUGCAAAGCUUCAACAGUGAGUGUCCUCAGCUCACAAACAAUUAUUGAAUAUUGUUCUUUUUAAAAAAAAAAUAAAAUAAAUGCAGGUGACGCAGGAGUGUUUGUUGUCCUGUAUUCAAUUAAAAAUGGGUUAAACGUGAUUUGCAAAUCAUUGUAUUCUGUUUUUACUUGUGUUUAACACAAACUUCUUUGGAAUUCCACCUAAGUGACGUGUUUGUGUUGCACUUUGUUGCUUGUUCCUGGAAUAAAAUAUGACUAGUGAAUAUUUGAUGAUUAUGAAAUAUUGUGCUGAUUACUCCGGGCUUUGGAUCGCGUGUUGCGUUUGUGAGAUACUUGGCAUUCUGUUUUUUGUUUUUGUUUUUUUGAUGGUGAAAUUUGAAAAAUGGAAGCAAUUUGAGAACGAUGUCGAGCGGAGCGCCUACGGAGGCCGCGCGCGGACGAAAAGGCGUUCGUGUUCUCCCGGCGGCCGUCCUGCAAUGGAGGGGGUGACAGUGGGCCAGGUAUUUGAUGCCGAAUGCAUCCUCAGCAAGCGGCCGAGAAAGGGGAAGUUCGAGUAUCUCGUCAAGUGGCGAGGGUGGUCGUCCAAGCACAACAGUUGGGAGCCAGAGGAAAAUAUUUUGGACCCGAGGUUAUUGGCGGCCUUUCACAAAAGGGAACAAGAGCGAGAACUUUUGUUCCAGAAGAAAGGAAAGAGGCCGAGAGGACGACCGCGCAAGAUUCCGCUCCUCGCCGCAAAAGGCGGCCGCUGGUCCUCCUCGUCGUUUUCCGGCGCGUCUUCGUCAGCUGCGUCGUCGUCUGAGGAAGAAGAAGACGAGGCGGAGCGCGAGCGCAAGAAGGCCAAGGCGCCGGGGGCGGGGCCCGGGGCGGCCCCCCGGCUGCAAGCCGUCCCCCAGAAGAGGCCUCAGAUCCCGCCCGCCAAAGCCGAGCCCCCUCGCAGGAAGCGCGGCCGGAAACCGCUCCGGGCCGACGCGGGCGCUUUGAGGCACCCCAAAGCCAGGACGCCGCCCUCGCCCUCGCCCCCGCCCCCGCCCCCGCCCUCGAGCCACCACCACCACCAUCACCACCACCACCACCACCACCAGCUGCUGCCGGGGUUCCUACGCAAGUAUGGAAAGGCGGACCCUCGGCCGGGGAUGAAGAAGCCGCUCCAGCCGGCGAGCUUCACUUACCCCGGACUCGGCAGGACCGCCAGAGAGCACCACGCCGCCCAGAGCUCGGCUUUCUCUCAGGCGGCGGCGUCCAAAGGGGGCUGCGUUUGGAACCGGCACUCGCCCGCCGGGCCCUCGCCGUCGUCGCUCGGCAAAGCCGGCAGCUCGCCGCAAAGGAAGGCGUCGGAGCCGGGCGGCGGUCGGGGCGACGGGACGAGAAGCCUCUUCGGUGGCGGUCCGGCGGCAGCGCCGGGUCUGCGGAGGCAAGACGUCCACGGCGGGCACACCGCUCUGCUACAGCACAGGCGAUCGCUCACCAAGUCGGCGCCGUCGUCGUCGUCGUCGUCGUCCUCGCGGCGGGCAACCAAUCAGACGCUCAGCUUGCGGGCGCUGAACCUGCAGAGCGUCACAAAGACUCCGCCCGCCGGCUAUCACGGCAACAGCGGCGCGGCCGUGCGCUCCAGCACGCGCAGCGGCGGCCUGGUGCUCAUCAAGGACUCUUGCGUCAUACCAGGAGGGCAGCGGGCGGGCCCGCCCGCAGGGGGCGUCGGCGAGCAGGGCAGGAAGGACGCGACGACGACGACGACGGCGGCGGCGGCGGCGGGCGGCGGACGCGACGAGCGCAAGUCCGGCCGCGGCCUCAACGAGCUCAGCACCGGCGACUCCGACGACAGCAGCGGCAGCGAAUCGGAGCGGGACGCCGUGUCGUAUCCUAGCGACGGCCGGCCCAGCCUGGGCGACACCGCCACGGAAUCGGACGCCGAGACGGACUGGCGCCCCACGCGGAACCUCCUGGAGCACGUCUUUGUCACCGACGUCACCGCCAACUUCAUCACCGUCACCGUCAAGGAGUCGCCCACCAGCGUGGGCUUCUUCAACCCGCGCAACCACUAGCCGGCCCCCCUUAGCGCCGCGCGCGGAAUGGGGCGCCCGGCCAAUUUGUCGGCUUUGUCCGAGGCAGGAACGCGACGGCGUCGGCGUGGAGUUUAAGUCAACCUGCAAAUUUCCCAACGUCGUCGGAGGCGCAACGGAAGCGGAGAGCCGUCGUCGUGAAGGGUUAGACGUGCCGCUUGCGCCGCAUCGCGUUGACAGCAACCGUCGCCGCGGAUGUAAUUAUCUGAACGCCUGAAGGCGCCACGAGCCUUCCGUGCGAAACGAACCGUCCGCCCAAGUCGCCUUCUGCGCGAGUUGGGUCGGAAAUUCGACACGCGAGAUCGCGGGACGCCAGAUGCGGACGUGCCAAAACGGCGGCUGUGUAGAACAGGUCGACGUGGACCCUGACGUUAAGUCCGAGCCUGCUUCCUCCUCAGCCCAUUUUCACAAGGGCGACUGUCUCGUCAAUGCCAAAGCGUAUGCAGUACACAACAUUUGAGGAAAAAAAAAGUCAAUGUACGGCGUUGCAUGGGGCAACAUUUCUUCAAGUUCUUUGGCUCUUCCUGCCGUCCGCCCACACGGAACGCGUCGAUGAUUCGGUGGCUGUCUUGUGUCCGCCGGAUCGGCGACCGCGUCACGUGGACAUUUUGUCACGCGAGUCGGUGAAAACGAUUCCAGCGUCACCUGCGAGGAGCUCGGAAGCAACCUUCAGCACGGCACAACGGGGAGUCGGAUCGCGACUUGUUUUGUCGGUCAUGAAAUUGGCCAAAGUGACUCGCCCGCGUUGCGUGUGCUGCUGCUGUUGUACACCACCAAACGUGCGUUCGGUCGUAAACGUGAACCGGUAUUCUGGUUCGGUUGCUUUCAAACAGACAAAACAAAAGGCUGCUCUCUCUCAAUUUGCGACGGACAUUUUAGCGGCGCGCAUCUCACGAAUAACUUCCCGGUCCGCCGUUACACCUCCAGUGGGGCCAUUUUGCGGCGUAAAAGGCGCCCCCGAGGGAACCGCCGGCUCUCUGCUGCGGCAACACUUUUUUUUGAGCUGACGAAACAGGAAGUCCUCAGUGCCUCAGGUUCCGGUCCACGACGUAACGACCACAAAACUAAUUUGUACAUUUCGACUGUCUUGGUAAAGGUUUUUUCUGUGUGUGUUUGGACCAAAGGUGCUAUGAAUGUUAUUUAAUUGUCAGUAUUACACAGACAGUAUUGAUCCAUUAAUUUAUUCUGUAAAUAUCUUUGUGUUCGCCUCAACUCGACCUGACUGUGUGCCUCAUUUUUCAACAUUUGGGUAUUGAAUAAAUCAAAAAGCAACACAAAAGUUUGCUUCCAUCCACAAGUACAGUUUGCGACACCCAACAUUAAAUAAUUUUUCAAAUCGUUAAUUGGUGUGAAAGAUUCAAAUUUGAUGAAAUCAGGGUUAAAUAAAUUAUCAUUUCCAUGCAUACUGGGACAA